UGGAACUUGUGUGUGAGAGAGAGAGAGAGCACACAAGCUGUGCGUAAAAGUAGCCGCCGGCCACCAUACGUGCAUGUAAAAGUGAAGUGCAGUGUAACAGAUUAACAACACAUUUGAUUGGUUUAAAACCCGCAUGCCCAAUACUCUAAAAACUAACAGGGGUCAUUGAGAUUUGUGGAGUUGUUGAAGCGCGCUAUAAAUCUGAGCGCCUCACGGGACAAUCCUCUAGAUUAGCGGUUGACGCACAGGAUGGAUUUGGUAGAUAGCAACCUGAUACUGUACGGUACCGUACUGGUCGGUAUACAGGGACGGGAUGAUCUACAAUGGACGAAUGAAAUGCUUUAAAUGUAACGUAUCGAUGGAUUUCGCUACUCUUCCAUUAUCAAAUGAGUCCGUUGUUAUUAGGAUAGAAUGUGUGUAGUCCUAACGGUUAAAUAGACUAGAUGAGCUAUGACUGGAGAGCUAAAUACGGAAAAUGAAGAGACCCAACGGAAUGGUGGCAGAUUUGGUGCGUUACAACACUGUCUUGUGGGACGUUUGUGAUGGAGCCGUUUUACUUUCUCACUAAAACAAGCAGAUGUAAGAAUGCGUAACAGUACUUUAAUGGUUGGAAGUAAUGUCUAAACAUUUUGGCUAAAUAUUAAUGUAUUUUCGGGUUCUGCUUGCUCACUAACAUCAGAUAACAAUCUCAGGUAUGCAAGCGUAGACUACAUUUAGCUGGCAUGCCAAGUGUGUGAAUAGGAGGAACUUUAAAAUAUCUAUCCCGCCAUUGUGCCCUUGGGUAGGGCGCUUAACCUAUGACCUGCUCCAUAGCCGCUGUACGGCCACUGCCCGACCCGUGCCUCUCUCAACGUGUGUUUCUACACCGAGGAGGAUUUGGAAAGGCAGAAGACAACUUUCCUUUUGAAGUUUCACCCAACAAUGGACGACACGAUUAUAUUCUACUCUGUUCUGUUGUCGUAGAACACCGCAGUUCAAAAUGAACGUGUUGAAAAUGAAGAAAACCGUAUUAAAAGAAGCGGUUAAACGCUUUCCGUGGCUAGCCAACGUUACUCUGUAUGGCUGCCUGUUUGCCGGCGGCGACUUCGUUCAUCAGAUGAUCGCACAAAGAGAAGAGAUGGACUGGAAACACACCAGAAAUGUUGCCAUAGUGGCCAUCAGUUUCCAUGGAAACUUUAACUAUUUCUGGUUGCGGGCUUUGGAAAGCCGUUUCCCGGGAAAAUCUCCCGGAAUGCUCUUCCGCAAACUACUCCUGGACCAAAGUUUUGCAUCACCCUUGGCAACGAGUGUCUUCUACACAGGAGUGAGUUUCUUGGAGAAUAAAGACGAUGUCUUCGAGGACUGGAGAGAAAAGUUCCUCAACACGUACAAGACUGGACUCAUGUACUGGCCUUUCAUGCAGUUCCUAAACUUCCUCCUGAUGCCUCUGUACCUGAGGACAGUCUUCAUGGGCUGCUGUGCGUUCCUGUGGGCCACCUUCCUGUGUUUCUCCCGGCAGAGCGGGGACGGUACGGCCAGCGUGGCCCUCGCCUUCGUCCUGUAUCCCAAACAGAGGCUGCAGGCCGCCCGGGAGGCCCACCUCGCACGCAGGAAACAGAAAGAAGAGGAAGAACAGCAGCGGAGCACUGACAACUAACUGAAUUGGUUCAAUGAGAUUGGAUUCAGGAAACAGGAAACAGAAGAGGACCUGCACUGACAACUGAACUGCUAAAAUGUUAUUUCAAAUGAAAUUUCAACAAAACGUUGGUAUAUCUCCCUGUCUCCAAGGGCAACAAGACAAGGAACGAGGGCGUGGUUAGAGGGUGAGAACACAAUGUCAUCAUGUGAGGCCAGGCCAGGCUCUUACAAAAAAACACAGAGAACUUAAUCAGUUGGGUUGAAUAUAACUUUAUUGAUAUCCUCAGGGGCAAGGAGGAGUGAAUAUAACUUUAUUGAUAUCCUCAGGGGCAAGGAUGAGUGAAUAUAACUUUAUUGAUAUCCUCAGGGGCAAGGAGGAGUGAAUAUAACUUUAUUGAUAUCCUCAGGGGCAAGGAGGAGCGAAUAUAACUUUAUUGAUAUCCCCAGAGGCAAGGAGGAGUGAAUAUAACUUGAUUGAAUAUAACUUUAUUGAUAUCCUCAGGGGCAAGGAGGAGGCAUUGUUGGAGCACAGUUAUAUAAUUUAAGCCUACUGUACAUAUACAAAUACAUUCAUCUAAUACUAUGCCAGCAACACAUACAGUGGGCCUAAUACCUCCCUCUAAUACUAUGCCAGCAACAUGUAACAGUGGGCCUAAUACCGCCAUCUAAUACUAUGCCAGCAACACGUACAGUGGACCUAAUACCUCCAUCUAAUACUAUGCCAGCAACAUGUACAGUGGGCCUAAUACCUCCAUCUAAUACUAUGCCAGCAACACGUAAAGUGGACCUAAUACCUCCAUCUAAUACUAUGCCAGCAACACGUACAGUGGGCCUACAUUACAAACGUUACAUCACUGAUUCAAUUCAACACAACUUUAUCAAUCCCGUCAAGGGCAACCCAGAAAGCACAGUCGGACACGGAACACAUUACUUCCAGACAUUCAGACUGUACAGGUGUAGAAGUGCAAUACAUUACGUGAAACAGAAGUUACUCUGAGACGCUUGAUACAUACAAACAACUCCAGGGGCCGUAGAUGUAAGACAAACAUGUUGGGUGGAUGAGAGAGGUGGUGUUAGAUGUUGUGAUUACAGGGAUGUUCCUCAGGGAGAGGUGGUGUUGUGAUUACAGGGAUGUUCCUCAGGGAGAGGUGGUGUUAGAUGUUGUGAUUACAGGGAUGUUCCUCAGGGAGAGGUGGUGUUGUGAUUACAGGGAUGUUCCUCAGGGAGAGGUGGUGUUGUGAUUACAGGGAUGUUCCUCAGGGAGAGGUGGUGUUGUGAUUACAGGGAUGUUCCUCAGGGAGAGGUGGUGUUGUGAUUACAGGGAUGUUCCUCAGGGAGAGGUGGUGUUGUGAUUACAGGGAUGUUCCUCAGGGAGAGGUGGUGUUGUGAUUACAGGGAUGUUCCUCAGGGAGAGGUGGUGUUGUGAUUACAGGGAUGUUCCUCAGGGAGAGGUGGUGUUGUGAUUACAGGGAUGUUCCUCAGGGAGAGGUGGUGUUAGAUGUUGUGAUUACAGGGAUGUUCCUCAGGGAGAGGUGGUGUCAGAUGUUGUGAUUACAGGGAUGUUCCUCAGGGAGAGGUGGUGUUGUGAUUACAGGGAUGUUCCUCAGGGAGAGGUGGUGUUAGAUGUUGUGAUUACAGGGAUGUUCCUCAGGGAGAGGUGGUGUUGUGAUUACAGGGAUGUUCCUCAGGGAGAGGUGGUGUUAGAUGUUGUGAUUACAGGGAUGUUCCUCAGGGAGAGGUGGUGUUGUGAUUACAGGGAUGUUCCUCAGGGAGAGGUGGUGUUAGAUGUUGUGAUUACAGGGAUGUUCCUCAGGGAGAGGUGGUGUUAGAUGUUGUGAUUACAGGGAUGUUCCUCAGGGAGAGGUGGUGUUGUGAUUACAGGGAUGUUCCUCAGGGAGAGGUGGUGUUGUGAUUACAGGGAUGUUCCUCAGGGAGAGGUGGUGUUGUGAUUACAGGGAUGUUCCUCAGGGAGAGGUGGUGUUAGAUGUUGUGAUUACAGGGAUGUUCCUCAGGGAGAGGUGGUGUUAGAUGAUGUGAUUACAGGGAUGUUCCUCAGGGAGAGGUGGUGUUAGAUAAUGUGAUUACAGGGAUGUUCCUCAGGGAGAGGUGGUGUUAGAUGUUGUGAUUACAGGGAUGUUCCUCAGGGAGAGGUGGUGUUGUGAUUACAGGGAUGUUCCUCAGGGAGAGGUGGUGUUAGAUAAUGUGAUUACAGGGUUGUUCCUCAGGGAGAGGUGGUGUUGUGAUUACAGGGAUGUUCCUCAGGGAGAGGUGGUGUUAGAUAAUGUGAUUACAGGGAUGUUCCUCAGGGAGAGGUGGUGUUAGAUGUUGUGAUUACAGGGAUGUUCCUCAGGGAGAGGUGGUGUUGUGAUUACAGGGAUGUUCCUCAGGGAGAGGUGGUGUUAGAUAAUGUGAUUACAGGGAUGUUCCUCAGGAAGAGGUGGUGUUAGAUGUUGUGAUUACAGGGAUGUUCCUCAGGGAGAGGUGGUGUUAGAUAAUGUGAUUACAGGGAUGUUCCUCAGGGAGAGGUGGUGUUAGAUAAUGUGAUUACAGGGAUGUUCCUCAGGGAGAGGUGGUGUUGUGAUUACAGGGAUGUUCCUCAGGAAGAGGUGGUGUUAGAUAAUGUGAUUACAGGGAUGUUCCUCAGGGAGAGGUGGUGUUAGAUAAUGUGAUUACAGGGAUGUUCCUCAGGGAGAGGUGGUGUUGUGAUUACAGGGAUGUUCCUCAGGGAGAGGUGGUGUCAGAUGUUGUGAUUACAGGGAUGUUCCUCAGGGAGAGGUGGUGUUAGAUAAUGUGAUUACAGGGAUGUUCCUCAGGGAGAGGUGGUGUUAGAUAAUGUGAUUACAGGGAUGUUCCUCAGGAAGAGGUGGUGUUAGAUGUUGUGUUUUGCAGAGAUGUUCUUCAGGGUGUGUAUUUGAUGUUCAUGUAUAUAUGUAAAAUGUGUUUAUUCUAUGCUCUCAAUUUCUAUGUCCCAUCGGUUGUGCCUUCUGUUGGUAACAAGAGCCCUUCAUGUUCUGGUCUAGAUUUAGUUAGUUCUUACUCAGAGAAACUGUGUGUGUUUUUGUGGCUUUUUGUGUGUGUGUGUGUGUGUGUAUGUAUAUAUAUAUAUUUAUACAGUACCAGUCAAAAGUUUGGACACGCCUAUUCAUUCAAGGAUUUUUCUUUAUUUUUACAAUUUCUACGUUGUAGAAUAAUAAUGUAGGCAUCAAAACUAUGAAAUAACACAUUUGGAAUCAUGUAGUAACCAAAAAAGUGUUAAACAAAUCUAAAUAUAUUUUUGAUUCUUCAAAGUAGCUACCCUUUGCCUUGAUGACAGCUUUGCACACUCUUGGCAUUCUCUCAACCAGCUUCACCUGGAAUGCUUUUCCUACUGUCUUGAAGGAGUUCCCACAUUUGCUGAGCACUUGUUGGCUACUUUCCUUCACUCUGCUGUCCAGCUCAUCCCAAUCCACCUCAAUUGGGUUGAGAUUGGAUGAUUGUGGAGGCCAGGUCAUCUGAUGCAGCACUCCAUCACUCUCCUUCUUGAUCAAAUAGCCCUUACACAGCCUGGAGGUGUGUUGGGUCAUUGUCCUGUUGAAAAACAAAUGAUAGUCCCACUAAGCGCAAACCAGAUGGGAUGGGGUAUCUAUGCAGAAUGCUGUGGUAGCCAUGCUGGUUAAGUGUGCCUUUAAAUCACUGUCUUUUCUCUUUGCUUAUUUGAGCUGUUCUUGCCAUAAUAUGGUCAUUUGCCAAACAGGGCUAUCUUCUGUAUACCACCCCCUACCUUGUCACAACACAACUGAUUGGCUCAAACGCAUUAAGAAGGAAAGAAAUUCCACAAAUUAGCUUUUAACAAGGCACACCUGUUAAUUGAAAUGCAUUCCAGGUGACUACCUCAUGAAGCUGGUUGAGAGAAUGCCAAGUGUGUUCAAAGCUGUCAUCAAGGCAAAGGGUGGCAACUUUGAAGAAUUUGUUUAAUUUGUUUAACACAACAUUGGUUACUACAUGAUUCCAUAUGUGUUAUUUCAUAGUUUUGAUGUCUUCACUAUUAUUCUACAAUGUAAAAAAUAGUAACAUUUAAAAAAAUCCGUAGAAUGAGUAGGUGUGUCCCAACUGUUGAAUGGUACUGCUCAAGUGUUGUAUAACUAGUCUUCCAGAUUGACCAUCGAAGGAUAAAGUGAUAUCCUGUCCUGUUACUUGAAUUGUCUAUAUAUUUUAUUUGAACCUACUAGGUUGCCAUCGACCCGGUUACCUUAUAACGUACAUAUAUCCAUGAACAAGAGGUGUACCAUUAGGGCUGCAAAAUACCCCAAAUUCCUAGGUUUUCCAGAAAUACCCAUUGGACGAUUCCCGGAUGUCCUCCUUAUUCCUUGCCAAUUCCAGUUUUUUGUUUUUCCAACCCUGGGAAUCUGGGAAAGUGUCAGGAAUUUUGCAUCCCAUCAAGGUACUGAAGAUCUGUAACAUUCUUUACUUAAGUCAAACCUUACUGUAGAAUUUUCCCAAAAUUCCCAGGAUUUCCACAAAUCCCGGUUGAAAUAUUCCUGGAAUCUGAAGGGUAUAAAGGAAGAAAUCCAGGGAUACUCUUACCUGGAUUUCUGUAAAUGUUGUUCAACCCUACUGUAUAAUCUACUUAAGUAGUGUUAAUAUUACAAAUACUCAACAUUCGCUACCUGUGUUCACUGUUUCAUAGAAGAGUUGUGUUAUGACAUACGUUGAAUGAAUAGAUAGAAAUAAAAUCCAAGGUCAAGUCAUA
Molecule: messenger RNA, 6346 nt
Organism: Salvelinus fontinalis (brook trout)
Lineage: Eukaryota; Metazoa; Chordata; Actinopteri; Salmoniformes; Salmonidae
Product: mpv17-like protein
Exons: 7
Coding region: 980-1636 (218 amino acids)
Cellular component (GO): cytoplasm; membrane
Source: RefSeq, a predicted model, not a curated record